Coniosporium apollinis CBS 100218 is the source of this 849-nucleotide messenger RNA. Its product is annotated as eukaryotic translation initiation factor 3 subunit G. Bases 1 to 849 code for a protein of 282 amino acids. Gene Ontology annotation, molecular function: translation initiation factor activity; RNA binding. Gene Ontology annotation, cellular component: eukaryotic translation initiation factor 3 complex; cytoplasm. The record is from RefSeq and is a predicted model, not a curated record. NCBI's taxonomy places the organism in Eukaryota, Fungi, Ascomycota, Dothideomycetes. The transcript is spliced from 2 exons.
AUGUCAGGAACUCACGGACGCACCGACUGGGCCGAGGACGACGAUGACCUAACCCUCGACCUCCCCCAAACGCAAAUCAUUAAGAACAAGGACGGCACCGAAACGAUCAUAUCCUAUAAGAUCCGCGAUGAUGGCAAGAGGGUGAAGACAACGCAGCGGAUAAAGCGAACGGUGAUCAAGCGCACCGUAAACCCUCGCGUCGCGGAGCGAAAAACCUGGUCCAAAUUCGGCGCCGAAAAAGGCAAGCCCGUAGGCCCGCAGUCCGACACCACCAGCGUGGGCGAGAACAUCGUCUUCUCGCCCCGGCCGGGCUGGAAGGCGAGCACAGAGGACAAGAGCGAGGUGGAGAAGAAGAAGGCGAAUCUCAAGGAUGCUAAGAUCAAGUGUCGUAUCUGCAGCGGAGACCACUGGACCACCAAGUGCCCGUUCAAGGAUACAAUGGCGCCAGAGGGCGAGGCGGGGGCGGCAGAGCUGGCGGAUGAUGUGCCGGAGGUGGCGGGUGCGCUGGGGGGUGGUGGGUCCAGCUAUGUGCCGCCGCAUUUGCGGAACAGGGGCGCGGGGACAGGUGAGAAGAUGGGCGGGAAGUAUGAGAGGGAUGAUCUGGCUACGCUGCGUGUGACAAACGUCAGCGAGUUUGCGGAAGAGAACGACCUCCGCGACAUGUUCUCGCGUUUCGGUCACGUCACGAGGGUGUUCCUCGCAAAGGACAGGGAUACGGGCAGAGCAAAGGGCUUCGCGUUCGUCAGCUUUGCCGACCGGACAGAUGCUGCCAAGGCGUGUGAGAAGAUGGAUGGGUACGGCUUCGGGCAUUUGAUCCUGCGUGUCGAGUUUGCAAAGAAAGCUACAUAG